GUCGUCCUGCUGCUCUGCUGAGCCUGCAGGUCAGGUCUGGAAGGUCCCUCCUGCUGGAGAGUUAAGGCUGCGUUUAUCUGCGAGUUUAAAUCCCUGGAAGCUCUGCGAGUUGUGCCUCUACUCUCCUCUCUGGAGCCACUGUGUAACCUAAUCAAGACCCUCAUCUGGUUCUUGAGCUCAGCUGACCCGUGUGGGUAGGCUAUUCUGGGGAGCAAGAAGUUGUUUACGUUCUUCAUUUCUGAAAAGUCACGGGCCACCAGCAACUUAAGAAACGAAAGUAAAAUCAGCUGAUAGUGACAUCAGCACAAAUAUACCAAAGUUCAGAGCUGUUUACUCAGACACAACUGUGAAUGCAAGCAGGACAUCAGGAGUGUGUCUGCCGAGAUUCCUCGCCACUGCCCUCAUUCCUGGAACCUAACUUUAGAAAGCCAGCAAGAAGCACGACUCACCGCCCAGACCUGACUGCCUGCUCCACCGUUUCAUGAGUGUUCCUGUGGGCUCUGCACCUUCUUUUUGUGACAACCUGUUUGCCCUGUAAGGAGCCCCAGAGAGCCGGGUGACAAUCCGGCAGUGGUCCCAGCCCAGGCUGAUUCCAGUGAGCUGCAGACCAAACACAGUCAGGACUUGACUGAUGUGUCGCCCGCCCAGGAGACCCUCUCACAGCUCUCCAGGUGGUCGUGGCAGCCAUGGUGAAAGCCGUACUCUGCCAGGUUCCCUGCAAAGGCCAGGAGAGAUGGCCGCCUCCAGGGCAUGGCGAGGUGAGCAGCUGCCCUUCGUGGGCAUAAUGACCCUCGUGGUUGUGGUCAUCACCCUACUGUUCCACACGCUCCUCUGGAAGGCCGGCAACCUCACAGAGCUGCCCAACCUCAGAAUCGGCUUCUACAAUUUCUGCCUUUGGGAUGAGGACAUCGGCUCCCUUCAGUGUCACCAGUUUCCAGAGCUGGAGGCCCUGGGGGUGCCUCGGGUCGGCCUGGCCCUGGCCAGGCUUGGUGUGUAUGGAGCCCUGGUGCUCACACUCUUUGUUCCGCUGCCUCUCCUCCUCGCCCAGUGCAAUGGCUCUGAGGGGGAGUGGCAGCUGGCGAUGGGCUUCCUGGCCAUGUCCUCCAUGAUGCUGGCCAGCGGCCUGGGUCUCUUCCUCUCCUUUGUGUGGAAGUGGGCCGGGCUCUCCCUGCUGGGGCCUGGCUUUCUGAAUCUGAUCCUGGCCCAGGCCUUGCUCAUCCUGCUGUUCAGGGCAACAAUUGUGUACCGUCCGGGGACCAAGGUAGACAAGAGCAAGCUUGAGGCCUGCUAGUCCUAUCUAAAGGCAGAGGUGAUUACAAGUGUUCAUCCCAGCGGUGCUCCGAGCAGGUGCCAGAGAAGCAUGGGCUGGCCCUUCCUCCCAGACAUCUUGUUGCAUAGCUAUCGCUGAUCUCAAGCUCCGGCAGAUGGACCUUUGUGGAGCACGUGGGGCCCAGGGUCCAGGAGACCAGAACAGUUGGGGUGAUAGGGUGCCUGAAGCUUCUUAGUGUAGGACUGUGUCCUUCCGAGGACACCCUAGAAACACGCAGCUCAUGGCCACAUGGAUUCUCACUUUCAUUAACCCACCUGGGUGAUUCUUGCUUUAAACUCAGGACGAGGGAGAAGGAAGGAGUCCUGUCAGGGAGAUUUCCGGACUGAUCUGCCAAAUCAGCAAACUGCAGCCCAGUGAAGGCUGAUGGGACCAUGCUGAGAGCACCUAGGGUCUCCAGGCCCUGGCUAGCAAGUGCCCGCUCCUGUUCUGUGCAAGUGGCCGUGUGGGCCGCUCCCAGGACUCCACUCCCAAAGGCCUAAGAGUGACCUUGGUGGGAUCCAACAGAGAAACACGCAGGGCAUGAAGGGACACCUCUGUGACUUUGAAGGGUCCCCUGAAAAGGUCCUCUGGGCCUGAAGCAGAUACUGUGGGGGGUCAGCUGGCCAACCACUACCACUGUGUAACUCAUGAGUUCAGGAGAGAAUGUCCCAGUCCUUGGGCAGGAGAAGGGAACUGGACUGAGUGGUUCCCCUCACUUCUCUAGCCGGAACUGUAAAGGACAGACGCAUAAUUCAUGUGAUGGGGGAUUUUGUAUAUUUUUCAGCAUCUACAUAUUAGAAUGAUUUCCUCAUUCCAUACCUGUCAAAAGCCGCACUGAAUACAGAGAUAGAAACACGG
Messenger RNA from Heterocephalus glaber (naked mole-rat), 2167 nucleotides. RefSeq names its product transmembrane protein 140 (gene Tmem140). The record is from RefSeq and is a predicted model, not a curated record. NCBI's taxonomy places the organism in Eukaryota, Metazoa, Chordata, Mammalia, Rodentia, Bathyergidae.